This is a messenger RNA of Cyanistes caeruleus (blue tit), 3058 nucleotides long. Lineage: Eukaryota; Metazoa; Chordata; Aves; Passeriformes; Paridae. The record is from RefSeq and is a predicted model, not a curated record.
UCAAUUAACCCCCAGACGAUGGCUCAACUUGCAGGAGUACCAAAGCAAAAAAAUAAUGGCAGACCAUGGGGUUACAGUUCAGAGAUUCUUUGUAGCUGAUUCUGCAAAUGAUGCCCUGGAGGCUGCUCAGAGACUGAAGGCAAAGGAAAUUGUUCUGAAGGCACAGAUUCUGGCUGGAGGGAGAGGGAAAGGUAUUUUCAAUAGUGGAUUGAAAGGAGGAGUUCAUCUAACUAAAGACCCUAAGACUGUUGAACAGCUUGCUAAACAGAUGAUUGGGUACAAUCUGUCAACCAAGCAAACUCCAAAGGAUGGUGUGACAGUUAAAAAGGUGAUGGUUGCAGAAGCACUGGAUAUUUUAAGGGAAACAUACUUUGCAAUUCUGAUGGACAGAGCCUGCAAUGGACCUGUCAUGGUUGGCAGUCCUCAGGGUGGUGUGGACAUCGAAGAAGUUGCAGUAACUAGCCCAGAACUUAUCUUUAAGGAGGAAAUAGAUAUUUUUGAAGGCGUGAAGGAUCAUCAGGCUUUGCAGAUGGCAAAAAAUUUGGGCUUCCAAGGAUCUUUGCAGCAGCAGGCAGCAGAUCAAAUUAAGAAGCUGUAUAAUCUUUUCUUGAAAAUUGAUGCCACUCAGGUUGAAGUCAAUCCCUUUGGUGAAACUCCAGAAGGGCAAGUUGUUUGCUUCGAUGCCAAGAUAAACUUUGAUGACAACGCAGAAUUUAGGCAAAAAGAAAUAUUUGCCAUGGAUGACAAGUCUGAAAAUGAGCCCAUAGAGAAUGAAGCUGCCAAAUAUGACUUAAAAUAUAUAGGACUGGAUGGAAACAUUGCUUGCUUUGUCAAUGGAGCUGGACUUGCAAUGGCAACAUGUGAUAUAAUAUCCCUGAAUGGUGGAAAGCCAGCCAACUUCUUGGAUCUGGGUGGAGGUGUGAAAGAAGCACAAGUCUAUCAAGCAUUCAAGCUGCUGACUGCUGAUCCAAAGGUUGAAGCAAUCCUUGUGAACAUCUUUGGUGGGAUUGUGAACUGUGCCAUCAUAGCCAAUGGCAUCACCAAAGCCUGCCAAGAGCUGGAGCUGAAAGUGCCUCUGGUGGUCAGACUGGAAGGAACAAAUGUCCAAGAAGCCCAGCGUAUUCUGAGUGAAAGUGGACUCCCCAUCACAUCUGCCAAUGACCUUGAGGAUGCAGCAAAGAAGGCAGUGGCAAGUGUGGCCAAAAAAUAACACCUUGAAGAUUAUUCUCAUGGAAAGUACUUGUGUUUCACAAGGCAUCAUUCCUGCUGCUGUUCCAGAGGAUUAAUGGAGUUCUCCUAAGCAGUCAUCAGGCUUGGCUGACAAUAAUUGAUAUAAUAAUACAAUAAUAUCAAUUAUUGUCAUCUAAUAAAAUAAAUAACAAUUGGAGAUACGUGGCCAACCCAGGCCAUAGGCUUGCAGGUGGGGCUUCAGAAAUUUUGCAGCUACAGUGUUCAGAAGUUUAUAUGUCUUUAUCUAAGUUUGGUAAUUUUGUUAGUCACAACUGUAAUAAGUAAUACUUCAGCUCUUUUUUGUCUCUCCUUCCAGAAUUGUCACUGAUAAACUUAUGAUAAGACAAAAUAAGUAAUAAUUGACUUUUGUCAACAGAAUUGUUCUUUAAUCAAACACUUUCAGGUCAUCCAUUUCACAGUAUUUUCAUUCAUGUUUUUAUAUUGUAAAGAGCAAACUAACAGUGGGUUUAUAUUUUCUAUGAACUUUUACAAUAAUGUAAAAAGCUGUGCUUACAAUCCUAUUUUUAUUCAAAUGAAUGAUGUUUAUUUUCUUUUUUUGGAAAUCACUGGCUUUGCCUUAAGAUGAUUCUCUUUUGUUGAUGCCAAUGGAUACCUCACAGUAGAAAAAGGCAUUGAGUAGCUGGUAGUGAAAGGAACUCCCACUCUUACCGUGCCUAUAAACCACUGAAAUGUGAUUCAUUUAUUUUCUAGUUUUUGGAAAUGCCCUGCUGUAUGUCCAGGUGUAACAAUGCCAUACAGGGGCUCCAGGAGGAUGUUUCUGCCACUAAAGAAAUGGCUGCUAACUUUUUUUAAAUAACCUCUUUUGUGAGAAUGUCACUGCUGUGAGGUUCUAAAGUAAGAUGAGAAACUGAAGCAGUUUUCUCUCAGGAGCAUGCAGAAUUGUUCAUCUGAUUUAAAUUCCAACAACCAUUUCUAAUUUAUUGGGAAUAAAACACAAAUGAACUUUUCAAUUUUUAAAGUAUUUGACUUCACAGGCAUCAGUAAAAUUAUGUAUAAGGAAAAAAACCCUAAGUUUCAGUACUCAGAUAUUGACCAAGAUUCAUUUUGAUUAUAUACUCUUUUGCAGCAGUCAAAAUUCAAGCUGUUAGUUACACAAAUCAUUCAUUCAGGGAACAGAAGGCAAUACUAAAUAUCUUGUGUAACUAAAGAACUUCGUACAAAUCUCACUCUGCCCAGGAAUUAUGUGCUGAAAAUCAUCAAUAAAUUUGAACAGUGAACAAAUGAGGGGAUAUUAUGAUCUGGAAUUGUAAAAGGGCAGAGAUAUAAAAAUUUGUGAAAUAAAUUCCUAAUUGUGAUUUUUUGAGCAGCUCUAAUCAAUACCAUGUUCUGCUUAGAAAAAUGUAAAUAAAUUUUUCUUGACAUUUCCAUUAAAACUGUCACAUUCAAAAUAAAUUAUCUGCACUAAUCUUUGGCUCUUGACACAAAUAGUGCAGAUAGGUUGCUAUCAUCAAUUCCUGCAGGUUUUUCCUUCUCCAUUCCUUUCUCUACAUAUUGCUCAAGGAAAAAAUGUGACCAUUAGAACAGCAAUAAAUAUGCCACUAGGUCUGUAGUUAUUGACAGAAUGAAGGAGAAGGGUAUCGUUAGCAGCUUUCUUGAAGGUGCAUAAAAGCCACACUGCUCUGAAGGAAGAAAUGUUUACCUCACCACAAUAAAUAAAAGAGUCACAUUCUAUUUUAUAUAUUUUAAUACUGGAAAGAUAAGAUUCUGUGGAAGAACUGUUUGUGAAAUGCUGUCACACACUGUGUCUCUAACUCUGGUCUCAAAACCAUCCACUCUGUGUACACAAUUAUUAUUUUGCAAAGGUUAA